UUCAUUUACAUUUUGCGAUUUUAUUAACACAGUUACAUUGCCACCUGAUUACAUCCUAAUUUCCCUCGACGUUACAUCGCUAUUCACAUCGAUUCCCAAAACAUUAGUUACACACAACAUAAUAAAACAAUGGGAGAAAAUCAAAGUUUAUACGAACAUAAACCUAGAUUUGUUUAUCGAAAUAGUUGAAUUCUGCAUAGAAUCAAGCUACUGUAAAUACAACGGACAACAUUUCCAACAGAUCUUUGGCACUGCAAUGGGGAAUCCCAUCUCGCCCACACUAGCAGAUUUAGUAAUGGAAACACUUUUGGACACAGUUAUACCAUUACUAACAUUCAAGCCCCCAUUCCUGAAAAAAUAUGUAGAUGAUCUUCUACUAGCACUGCCCGCGAAUCAACUAAACCAUGUAUUAGAGACUUUCAACAGUUACAACGAACAUAUUCAAUUCACCUACGAAAUGGAAAACAAUAGACGACUACCGUUUCUAGACAUGACACUGAUAAGACAAGAAAAUCAAAGCAUUAAAACAGAAUGGUAUAUGAAACCAAUCGCCAGUGGCAGAUUUUUAGACUACUUUUCGUUCCACCCGCUCCAUCAUAAAAUUAACAUGGCUAAAAAUUUCAUCAGACGAGUUGACAAGCUAUCCACUAAUCUACAGAACGAUGAUAAGGCUCGCAUCAUUCACAAACAAUUGAGACUAAACAACUACCCGAAAGCACUAAUAAACAGAUUAAUAAGCCGAAUGCAGGAAAACAUCACGGCACCGCAAGAAACACCUAGUGAAAACCUGGAAUAUACUUACCGUUCGAUACCAUACAUACCACACCUGUCGAACCGAAUCGACAAGCACCUAAAAAACGAUUACAAACACAUACGACUUGCACACCGCAACAUAAAAACAGUUAAACAGUUGUUCACAAAUGUUAAAGACCCCAUUCCACAUGAACACCAGAGCAACGUCAUCUACAACAUACCGUGCAAAGACUGCAGCGCCUGCUACGUGGGAAUGACAACAAACAUGCUUAAAACUAGAAUUAGUGGACACCGGACGCACUACAACACCUGGGACAAACUACUGCAACAAGGUUACAACGAAACAGAUACCCAAAUUAGUACACUUAAGGAAAAAACAGCACUAAUGCAUCACAGUAUCACACAGAAUCACCGGUUUGAUUUUCAACAAACAAAAAUUAUAGACAGACACAACAAACCACAAGCACUCCCGUUUUUAGAAAUUUGCCAUAUUGCCAACACAGAAAAUAGCAUAAACAAACGCACAGACACUGAGGGACUGAACACCAUAUACGCUGGUAUUAUACACUCGAUAAAGAACAUCAACCAAAACAAAACAGACAACCAUGACAGCCAAUCCACUACCACCAAAACUCAAAGCUGUACAAUCUCGCAAACACACCCUUAGCAAGCCGUCAAGAAUUAGUAGACUACAGAGGAAGACACAAAACCAACAGCUUAGAAUAUUUAUUACCCGAUUAAGUGAAAUUGCCAUAAAAGUGCUUGAAAAAAGUAAGUGCUAGAAAAAGCUUUAGAAGCUUAUACAGUGUAGCACACAAAAAUAGGUACACAUGCACCAAAGUGGGACGCCAUUUGUAAUACACACCAGACAACCGAUGUUGGACACCAACACACUUAACAAUAGAACGAUUAUCCUUUCUGUAAGUAAGCUAACACAGACAUAAAACAUAAACCAGUAACGAAAGAGGAAAACAACACACAAUGUAUAUUUUCAGACUCCUUGAAAAAGGUGAAAUAAAGUCACCGAAACUGUCGGAAUAAGAGAAAAAAACAAAUCGUUUUGCUAGUAUACACGGACUGAUUAAGCCGAUAAACCCAUCAAACUAACCGUUUCAGUCGUCAUAUAAACAAAUUCAGAAUCAUGGCCACCGUUUCAAAAGUCCCUUUCUAUCAGCACGUUGAACAAAGGUACGGCAUACACGCGAAAAACAUGCUAAAAGAAUACGCGAAUACAGUAUACAAAAUGGGCAGCAUGUUAAGCCGAAAGUCUUUCCUCAUACGAUGUCGAAAAACAGGCGUAUUCCCAGCACACAUUACAACGAAUUUCCGCUUCAUUUUCCCGUUACUGGAAGAAAACAGCCCAUUUACGAAAGAUCUGGAAAAAUGCAUCAACAGGUUCAAGAAAUCAGUUUUAAAUAUUGAAAUCAAACACACGUUUCACAAAUUGAAAAUACUAAAACAAAUACAGCAUACACUCACGGAAAGGAUAAAAAACUCAAACGUACCGAAUGAAGUAGUCGAAUCCUUUCUCAACAGUCAGACCUCCUUCGAAAACAAAUUAAUGCAAGAAAAAUCGAAAAACAC
Messenger RNA from Wyeomyia smithii (pitcher-plant mosquito), 2337 nucleotides. RefSeq lists its product as uncharacterized. The transcript is spliced from 2 exons. Lineage: Eukaryota; Metazoa; Arthropoda; Insecta; Diptera; Culicidae. The record is from RefSeq and is a predicted model, not a curated record. Bases 257 to 1420 code for a protein of 387 amino acids.